Messenger RNA from Phytophthora infestans T30-4, 1038 nucleotides. RefSeq names its product Voltage-gated Ion Channel (VIC) Superfamily. NCBI's taxonomy places the organism in Eukaryota, Oomycota, Peronosporomycetes, Peronosporales, Peronosporaceae. The record is from RefSeq and is a predicted model, not a curated record. Gene Ontology annotation, biological process: potassium ion transmembrane transport. The coding region runs from base 1 to 1038 and encodes 345 amino acids. Gene Ontology annotation, cellular component: membrane. Gene Ontology annotation, molecular function: calcium ion binding; potassium channel activity. The transcript has a single exon.
AUGCCGAUGCCAUCCAGUAGAACUAUCACGAGUGUGGCACAACAAACGAUCGUUGCUGGCGCUGAGAGUGCUCGAAGGGGUAACGAGAAUCUGCGGUCCAAUCUGGUGGCGUUGACGCUUGUGCUUUCCUACGUCGUCGUGAGCAUCUUGGUCUUUCACUACACCGAGAAAUGGUCCGUUGUGGACUGCGUGUACUACGCGAUGGUCAUCGUAACUACAGUGGGCUACGGCGACGUGGUACCCAUUACAAAUGCCGGUAAGGCGAUUACAAUCUUCUUCUCGUUCUAUGGCAUUUGCACAAUCGCUGUGGCCCUCGGACAGUUGGCCUCCUGGUUUCUUCAGCGUCAAAAGCACGUCACGAAAAUGGCAACACAGAAGCUACUAAAGAACGUGGAGAAUGCAGCUGCAACUGCUACUGGGUCCGUGCAGGACAAAGAAGCGAAAAUCCGAAAAAUGGACAACCGAAAAACUCGCUGGAAACGCUUCCAGAAGAGCUUACCGGAGUGGGCCCGCAAGAUCUUUUCGGACAGUAACAAGGCCAUUUUCCACGCCUUCGUACCCAUUCUUAUCUCGAUUAUGGCGGGGCUCAUUGUGGGCGCUAUUGAAGGCUGGCCGGUACUGGAUUGCUUCUACUAUACGUUAAUCACGAUCACGACUGUAGGCUUUGGCGAUCUAUCGCCGAAAUCGGAAAGCGCUCGGAUUUUUGCUAUUUUUUACUUGCCUCUGGCUGUGGUGACAGUAGCGCAUGGCAUCGGCUCGAUCGUCAAUGAGCUUAGCGCGAGAUCGGUGAUGAAAACCAAGAUCAGUAUGAAGGAGCUGCUGGAUAUGGACACUGAUGGUGACGGCAAGGUGUCCCAGCUGGAGUAUUUGUGCUACAUGCUCGUGAAGCUAAACAAGGUCGAUCAGGACGAUAUCGGCGGUAUCAUCACUCAAUUUCACAAACUGGAUCGAGACGGCAGCGGUGAAUUGGAUCGCGAUGAUCUAGAGCGGCUCGAUCGUGAGCUUCAACGUCAGAAUGAGGAGGAGUCUAGCUGCUGA